AGACCGAUCGAUUUUGAAGACAUCCGAUAACCAUGGAGGCUGUACAACGGACACUACCUCCAAAUCCAAAAGAUGAAGCGAAAUUUCUUUCAGAAUUGUUAUUUGCCUGGACGGUGCCGAUCUUCAAGCGUGGCUACUCAAAAGCUCUAGAUAUUGCGGAUCUUUUUCAGCCGCUUCGAGUUGAUCGAUCCGAGUUAUUGGGUGAUCGAUUAGAUAAAGAAUGGCUGAAGGAAAUUAAAUCUACGAAGAGGCCAUCACUAAUCAAAGCCACAAUGAGAACCUUCUGGAAGGAAAUAUUAUUGAUGGGCAUAUUAACUGCAUUUAACGAUAUUGGCGUUCGUUUGGUUCAACCCAUACUCCUGGGCCAGCUUUUAAUUUAUUUCCGCCUAGGUACAAGCGAUAAUGAAGAGAAUACAAAUGACGCCCUCUAUUACGCUAUAGGGUUGAUUGCCACGACCGCAAUAGGUUCUUUAUCCUUCAACCAUUUCCAAUUAAUCGCGUAUCACAAUGGUAUGAAACUACGGGUCGCUGUUUGUAGUAUAAUUUAUCGAAAGGUGUUGCGGUUAUCAAGGACAGCACUAGGCGAUACAGCUCCCGGGAAGGUGGUCAAUUUAUUGUCAAACGACGUCAGUCGUUUUGACUAUGCCUCCAUCUUAAUCAACUCAAUGUGGAGUUCGCCAUUACUGGCAUUGAUUGCUGGGAUUCUACUGUGGAAUGAGGUUCGUUGGGCAGGAUUGGUUGGCAUGUUCGUUGUAUUGCUCGUAGUUCCAAUUCAAUCAUACGCUGGAAAACUUUCGUUGAAGUUCCGCUACCAGACCGCAAUUCGAACGGACGAAAGAGUCCGAUUCAUGGAUGAAAUUAUCUCUGGCGUUCAGGUCAUUAAAAUGUAUGCCUGGGAGAAACCAUUUUCCAACCUCAUCUCAUUUGCGCGUCGCAUGGAAUUGAAAAUUGUCCAAAAAAAUUCUCACGUUCGUGCCUUGUAUAUGACCUUUAACUUGUUCACAACCCGUGCUGCCAUCUUCUGUACCAUGUUAACCAUGGUCUUAACCGACGAUGAGAUAACAGCCGCAAAAGUGUUCGUCCUAACAUCAUACUACAACGUAAUCGCCUGGACAAUGUCACAAAUGUUUGUCCGCGGGGUGGCGGAAAUAGCUGAAGCUUGGGUCUCAUUCAAGCGCCUCCAAAAGUUCUUGGAAUAUGAAGAAAAGGACGAGAGUUUAAAGGCUUCAAAGCAAAGAUUCCCUCAAGAUUUCGGCGUGGAUAAAAAUUCCAAAGAAAAAGCCAAUAUGAAUGGAGAUGUCGGUGGAGUGCCACAGGAUGUCCUGGUACAAUUGAAAAACGUGACAGCGAGAUGGUCGGACCCCAUCCAGCAAGAAAUCGACCCCAAAACAGGCAAACCACUCAAGAAAUCUAUGGGCUCAGAAAAGCGUAUCAAUGAAAGCGAAGAAUCACCUACGCUGAAUAAUGUCAGUAUUGACUUCAAGAAAGGAAAAUUGAUUGGUAUCAUAGGAUCAGUGGGAGCGGGCAAAUCGUCCCUUCUACAGGUAAUUCUAGAAGAACUUCCAGUUGAAAGUGGUUCCGUGGUUGUACAAGGAAAAGUAUCUUAUGCAUGCCAAGAACCCUGGGUAUUCGCGGCUUCUGUACGACAGAACAUCCUUUUCGGAGAAGAAAUGGAAAAAUCUAGAUAUGAUGCUGUGAUUAAAUCAUGUGCUUUGGUCAAAGAUUUCGAACAAUUUGAACAUGGGGAUAAGACUAUUAUUGGCGAGAAGGGAGCAUCAUUGUCAGGCGGUCAAAAGGCUCGCAUUAAUCUAGCUCGAGCAGUUUACCGAGAAGCAGACAUAUAUCUUCUGGAUGAUCCUCUAAGCGCAGUAGAUGCUCACGUUGGACGGCAUUUGUUCGAUGAAGUGAUCGGUUCGAAUGGAAGAUUGGCCCGAAAAAGAGCUACAAGGAUUUUGGUGACGCAUCAAGUUCAUUUCUUGAAGGAUGCCGACUGGGUUGUAGUCUUAGCGGACGGUAAAGUAGCUAUGCAAGGCAAACCGGCCGAUCUUGUCAGAAGUGGAGUGGAUUUCGCCGAACUCCUUGAACAAGACGAAACUGAAGAAGCAGACGAUGAUAGUCUUGAUCGUCGCAGUAGACGAUCAUCAUCAAGAUCCUUGGCAUCAUCUAGACAGUCACUCGACAGUGACCAUGAAUCACAGGCCGAAGAAGAACUCAAGGCCGCCGACGAACUACAAAAAAUGGAAGCAACUUCAAAAGGAACAGUUAAAGGAUCAGUCAUUGGCAAUUACUUAAAAUCAAGUGGCUCAGUUAUGGUCCCGGUGAUCAUAGGAACCCUUUUCAUCGUCACACAAUUCUCUGCCAGUUUUGCCGAUUUCUGGGUAUCGUUUUGGACUAAGCAAGAGGAGCUACGGUCCUACUAUGAGAGCCAGAAUUUCACGAUAGAUGAUGUUGGACCAUUUAGCAGUGAAAUAGAUCUCGUCAAGCCAAAUGGAUCGCUCGUUGAUAAUUCGGUUAAUGGUUUGAUAAACGGAACUACAGGGGAAGGAGAAACUGGUCCCAUUGCAUAUCUGCUGAGCACUGAUUUUUGUAUGAGUAUUCAUGGUGUCCUGAUUAUUUUAAUUUUCACCUUUGGCAUAAUAAGGUCGGUAGGGUUUUUCGCAAUGGGAAUUCGAGCAUCGCUAAAUAUGCACAAUGGGAUGUUUAUGGGAUUGAUAAAUGCUCCAAUGAGAUUCUUCGACAUCAACCCCUCCGGUCGAAUUCUAAACCGUUUCUCAAAGGAUAUCGGAGCGUCUGAUGAAAUUCUGCCAAAGGCACUACUAGAUUCCGGUCAAAUUAUUCUAAAUAUGCUGGGCGCCAUCAUUGUCACAUCCACCGUUCAACCCGUGUUCCUCAUUCCAGUUUUUUUACUAGGGAUAGCAUUCCUCUUUAUUCGAAAAGUGUAUUUGAAGACAUCUAAGAACAUCAAACGACUGGAAGGGAUAACGAGAUCUCCGGUAUUCACACAUAUUGCAGCCUCACUGAGCGGGUUAUCAACCAUACGAGCCUACGGAGCACAGAAGGAACUUAUAAAAGAAUUCGAUGCUCAUCAGGACAUCAACACAGCAUCGUGGUAUAUGUUCAUCACUACAUCGUCUGCCUUUGGGUUUUCAUUGGAUGUAAUUUGUCUAGUGUUUUUGGCAUGCGUUACUUUCUACUUUGUUCUCAUCGAUGCAGGUGCCAUGGGGGGUGAGGUUGGUUUGGCUAUCACCCAAACAAUGGCUUUAACCGGUCUCCUUCAAUGGGGAAUCCGACAAAGUGCCGAGGUGGCAAAUCAACUUAUGUCCGUUGAAAGAGUUCUCGAAUAUCGUGACUUAGAGCCCGAAAAAGAACCCACGAAACCUGCUCAAGUUGAGAAAGAUUGGCCACAAAAGGGACGGUUGGAAUUCCGACAAGUAUUUUAUCGGUAUUUCGACGGAGCCGACCCAGUCCUUAAAGGACUUAAUUUUGUUAUUCAUCCAAACGAAAAGAUUGGCAUUGUCGGACGUACGGGUGCCGGAAAAUCAUCUCUAAUUGGUGCCAUAUUUCGAUUAGCAAAAAUCGAUGGAGACAUCAUCAUUGAUGGUAUUAAUACUGCCACGGUACCAUUGCGUACGCUACGCUCGAAAAUCUCAAUCAUCCCACAAGAUCCUGUCCUGUUCUCAGGGACACUUCGUAGAAAUUUAGAUCCGUUUGAGGAAUAUCCCGAUGGAGAUUUAUGGCGUGCUUUGGAAGCUGUCGAACUCAAGGACAUUGCCAGUGGGCCACAUGGACUACAGAGUAUCGUUACAGCCGGUGGGGGCAAUUUCAGUGUCGGGCAGCGACAAUUGGUCUGCCUGGCUCGUGCCAUCCUACGUAACAAUAGGAUUUUAGUAUUAGAUGAGGCGACUGCAAACGUGGAUCCACACACGGACAGUUUAAUUCAGACGACAAUCCGCGAACGUUUUCACGAUUGCACAGUCCUCACAAUUGCCCAUCGUCUGCACACCAUUAUGGAUUCAGAUCGCAUCCUUGUUAUGAAUUUCGGAAACGCCGAGGAGUUUGGCACACCUUACGAGCUACUACAACUGCCGAAUGGAAUUCUUAGAAGUAUGAUCCUUGCAACGGGAGCGCAAGACUCUGAAAGGCUCUUUCAAUUAGCUAAGGACAAGCAUGAAUCGACUACUAAACAGUCCUGAUUCCGCAGCAGCAGUGGUAGUUAUAGGGAAUGAAAAAUUGCUCGUAGGUGAAUAUUUAGAUAACAAAAGAAACUAUGCCGCAGCUAUACUACUUAAAGAUAAAGAUGUAUUUUUGUACUUAUGAUUAGACUUGUGUUGUUUAUAUUGCGUACAUCCGUGCAGCAGAUCCUAAGUGCUCUGACUAUACCAAUUGUUCCUUCAAAGUGAACCGUUUCAAUGUUAAAACAAAAAUCUGAACAAAUUUAGAUACAAUUAUGAACAGAUAAUCACAAUAAACUAUUACUAUAACUGCAGGGAAAUAAAGUACCUUGGCGAUGCGCGGCCUAUUAGACUUAAAGCGAAAAUGCAUUUGGCGCAGAUACUUAGAGUCUAUAUGCGCAGUCGUGUUGCAAAUUUUUCGAUUAUUUUAUAGAAAUUUAUAUUUUGAAUUUAUAAAUAAAUGUGAUGCCUAUCUUUAUGUAUAUA
This is a messenger RNA of Hermetia illucens (black soldier fly), 4658 nucleotides long. Its product is annotated as multidrug resistance-associated protein 4-like. Bases 33 to 4193 code for a protein of 1386 amino acids. The record is from RefSeq and is a predicted model, not a curated record. Gene Ontology annotation, cellular component: membrane. The transcript has 13 exons. Gene Ontology annotation, molecular function: ATP binding; ABC-type transporter activity; ATP hydrolysis activity. Gene Ontology annotation, biological process: transmembrane transport. Lineage: Eukaryota; Metazoa; Arthropoda; Insecta; Diptera; Stratiomyidae.